AAAGAUAAACAAACAGAAAUGUCAGCUUCAGCGGCAGAUCAAGAGAAGAGGAAGCAAAUUUCAGUGCGCGGGAUCGUUGAUGUAGAGAAUGUGGGAAAUUUCAAGAAAACUUUUAAUAGACAUCUACAUUAUACUCUCGUAAAGGAUCGUAAUGUAGCUACAAGUAGGGAUUAUUUCUUCGCCUUGGCACACAGCGUCAAGGACAACCUAGUCUCUAGAUGGAUUCGUACUCAGCAAUACUACUACGAGAAAGACCCAAAAAGAGUUUAUUAUCUCUCCUUGGAAUACUAUAUGGGUAGGACUCUUCAAAACACUAUGAUCAAUUUGGGCAUCCAAGGUGCUUGUGAUGAAGCUAUGUAUCAGAUGGGAUUAGACAUCGAAGAACUUGAAGAACUUGAAGAGGAUGCAGGUUUAGGAAAUGGAGGUUUGGGAAGACUUGCAGCUUGCUUCCUGGACAGUAUGGCAACUCUUGGUCUAGCUGCCUAUGGUUAUGGUAUUCGAUAUGAAUACGGUAUAUUCGCACAAAAAAUAAAAAAUGGAGAACAGGUGGAGGAACCAGAUGAUUGGUUGCGUUAUGGAAAUCCAUGGGAAAAGGCUAGACCAGAAUUUAUGCUUCCAGUAAAUUUUUAUGGACAAGUGAUUGAUACUCCCGAAGGAAAGAAAUGGGUCAAUACUCAAGUUGUAUUCGCGAUGCCAUACGAUAAUCCCGUACCGGGAUACAAAAAUAAUUUUGUUAAUACUCUCAGAUUGUGGUCUGCCAAAUCUCCCGUAGAAUUUAAUUUGAAAUUCUUCAAUGAUGGUGACUACAUCCAAGCCGUAAUUGACCGCAACUUGGCGGAGAACAUUUCCAGAGUGCUAUAUCCCAACGACAAUUUCUUCGAAGGCAAAGAAUUGCGACUGAAACAAGAAUACUUUAUGGUGGCAGCCACUCUUCAGGAUAUCAUACGAAGAUAUAAAGCUAGUAAAUUUGGUUCGAAAGAACACCAUAGAACAGACUUUGAUAUGUUCCCCGACAAAGUGGCCAUUCAAUUGAACGACACUCAUCCUUCGUUGGCUAUUCCUGAACUUAUGAGAAUUUUAAUCGAUGUCGAAGGUCUUUCUUGGGAAAAAGCUUGGGACAUUACGACGAGAACCUGCGCUUAUACCAAUCAUACAGUGCUUCCCGAAGCUUUGGAAAGAUGGCCAACGAGCAUGCUGGAAAGCAUUCUUCCUAGACAUUUACAAAUUAUUUAUCAUAUUAAUUUUCUUCAUCUACAAAAUGUUUCUGCUAAAUAUCCAGGAGACGUAGAUCGUCUUCGACGCAUGUCUUUGAUCGAGGAAGAAGGUGAAAAAAGGGUUAACAUGGCUCAUCUUUCAAUUGUUGGCAGUCAUGCUAUUAACGGUGUCGCAGCUUUGCAUUCAGAAAUCUUAAAACAGAGCGUAUUCAAAGACUUUUAUGAACUUACGCCUGAAAAAUUCCAAAACAAAACUAAUGGUAUUACACCACGAAGAUGGCUUCUUUUAUGUAACCCGAAUCUUUCAGACAUCAUUGAAGAAAAAAUUGGCAGUGAUUGGACAGUACAUUUAGAACAACUUGCUCAACUAAAACAAUGGGCCAAAGAUCCAGUCUUCCAACGUAGCGUUAUGAAAGUAAAACAAGAAAAUAAAUUAAAAUUGACGCAGAUGCUUGAGAAAGACUAUGGAGUUAAAGUAAAUCCUGCCUCCAUUUUUGAUAUUCAGGUGAAGCGAAUACACGAAUACAAAAGACAACUUUUGAACUGCUUACACGUGAUCACAUUAUAUAAUAGAAUAAAAAAAGAUCCAACAACACCAUUCGUCCCUCGAACGGUGAUGAUCGGAGGAAAGGCUGCUCCCGGUUAUCAUUUAGCCAAAAAAAUUAUAAAACUAAUUUGCAGCGUAGGAAAUGUUAUAAAUAACGAUCCUAUUGUUGGCGACAAAUUAAAAUUUAUUUUCCUAGAAAAUUAUCGAGUUACGUUAGCAGAAAAAAUAAUUCCAGCAGCAGAUUUGAGUGAACAAAUUUCUACUGCUGGUACUGAAGCUUCCGGUACAGGAAAUAUGAAAUUUAUGUUAAACGGAGCUUUGACUAUUGGUACGUUAGACGGUGCUAACGUAGAAAUGGCUGAAGAAAUGGGUAAUGAUAAUAUAUUCAUUUUCGGUAUGACUGUCGAUGAAGUAGAAGCAUUGACGAAGAAAGGAUACAAUGCUUAUGAUUAUUAUAAUAGAAUCCCAGAAUUAAAACAAUGUGUUGAUCAAAUCCAGAGUGGUUUCUUCAGCCCUAAUAAUCCAGAUGAAUUUAAAGAUAUUGCAAAUGUUCUAUUAAACUGGGACAGAUUUUAUCUAUUUGCUGAUUAUGAGAGCUAUAUAAAAAUACAAGAUCGUGUCAGCAAAGUUUAUCAGGACGAAAGCAAAUGGGUAGAAAUGGCGAUUAAUAAUAUAGCUUCCUCGGGCAAAUUUUCAUCGGAUCGAACAAUUGCAGAAUAUGCUCGUGAAAUUUGGGGUGUUGAACCAUCGUGGCAACGACUUCCCGCCCCUCAUGAGCCACGAGACAUCUAAAUUGUAUUUUUUUCUGAAUAAUUUACGAUUUUGAUUAUUACACAUAUAAUUAUUUUUUUUUUUUUUAAUAGAUAGGUGAAUAUCUUCUAUGCACAAGCGUGAGCAGUUUUACGAAAAAAAUCAAUAAAUAAAAAAAAAAUAAUAUAAACUUUUACUAAAGUGAUUUAGAAUUUAUUAAAGAUUUAAUUCACAAUUUAUUUAUUUAUUAUUUUUACAUGUUGUUAAAUACGAAAUGAAAUAGCACAUUAU
Messenger RNA from Eufriesea mexicana, 2802 nucleotides. It is a transcript of the gene Glyp, whose product is annotated as glycogen phosphorylase. Gene Ontology annotation, molecular function: pyridoxal phosphate binding; glycogen phosphorylase activity. The transcript has 11 exons. The coding region runs from base 19 to 2553 and encodes 844 amino acids. Gene Ontology annotation, biological process: glycogen catabolic process. The record is from RefSeq and is a predicted model, not a curated record. NCBI's taxonomy places the organism in Eukaryota, Metazoa, Arthropoda, Insecta, Hymenoptera, Apidae. Gene Ontology annotation, cellular component: cytoplasm.